AUGCCGAUCGACUCAUCGAGUCCCUCGAUGGGGAGCCUGGGAUUCUUCCCAGGAAUAGCAGUAUUGGCAUUCCUCGAGGCCUCGGGGUUCAUUAAAUGGCUCAAUGUCGGGCAACAUGCGCCCGUCGACACGGGCACGACGGUGGCGGGCGUCGGCGCGGCGAGCAAUGGCAAGAUUGUGCGGAGCGGCAUGCCAUCACGGCUCGCCCACCCGCCCCCGCCUCAGCCCAAGGCGCCCUCAUGGGGCAUUACCCCGCAUUUUCACAUCCCACUAGACGAAAUCCUCGACCGCAAGCACUUGCCACCGUUGGGGUUGAAGGAUUUUGAGGAGUGGCUGCUCUUCAUUGACCGUGCACCGGAGAACUUGUACUUCAUCCUUUGGCUGCGCGACUACAGCGCUCGCUACACAACCUGGGCUCGUCAAUGGAGGGAACAGUCGCACCCUCGGGGGCCAUCCACCCAGGCGCGUGCGUACCGUACUCUCUCCACGCCGCACCCACCACCGAACCCCGCCCUCGCCCUCUUCUAUCUCCGUGCAAAGGAGACGUUCCUUUCACCUGACGGUCCUUAUGCUCUACGACUCCCGCAAGAUGUCCUCUCUCCGUUUCAAUCCUCUUCACUCGGUGUUGGAGUAGGCGGGCCAGCUGGUGGCAGUUGGCCGCAUGCGUAUGCAUCACAUCACUCAGAUUCACUGUUCGGCUCCCCUCCACCACCACCAGAUCCUGCCGUCUUCGCCGAGGUCGCCGACCGCGUCCGUGCGAGCCUUUCGGAAAGCCUGGACCGCUUCGUGGUGGCGACGUUCCACAAUGUCGGGAUGCCUCGCGCAUAUUGUGGGUGUGCGGGCGGGACGGUCAUUGGUCUCACGGGAAGCGCUCCAAUCCUACUCGCAAACUUCCUCACUGGUGGCUCGCGAUGGUGGCGCUUCACGGCCAUACCGGGCAUGUGGCUCGGCCUCACCAUCGUUCUGUCUGCCAUGUACGGUGUUUGCAUGAUGAUAUACGUCUUUGGAGACCUGCGACAGCUUCGGUCAUUCGAAUUGGCACGCUUCCCUGAUCCGGAAGUAUCGAAGGCGAAACCGGGAGUGACUAAGGAGAAGCUUAGCAUCAAGAUGUUCAGCAAGUACGAGCAGCACCCAAGCAGAAUGGACUCCCCAGCUGCGAGUCCGCAAGCUCUUACCGGUCCCCCACCGCCUUUGGUGCAAAAUGCAACGUCUCGAGGCGGACUCACAGCCGCACAACCUCCGAGCGAGUCUCAACAGAGCCGCGCUCCCCGACCAUCUCUGUCGAAACUUCAUAUCGUCCCUCCACAACCCGCGCAUACCCGGACACCCAUCCGGACAUCGUACAGCACAUAUCCCGACUUUGGCCUGAUGCAGUCCAUGUCUUCCGCGUCUACUUCCCACUCGAUCCACUCAGGCAAGCGAAAUGCUCGCCAACCGUGCUUCGCUCCCGUUAGCGACCAGGAGUACGAUACCGACGACGACUGCGGUGCAUCUGGAUCCGAUUGUGACUCGGACUACAGCAGCAGCAGUCUCGAGUCCGAUGCGAGCACGGACGCAUUUCAUAGCUCCGUGACAGACGAGGGCGUCAGUAUGCACGCAGACAAGGCGAUACAGAAACGGAGGAGAGCGCGUCGGAGGCGGGAACGAGAACCCCAAAUUCAUAUCUCGGACGCGUUCUUCGACGAGCACCCAUGUCCAGAAGGACCUGCUACUGCUGAUCCCCAAGAGCGCUCGGGCCGUACCUCGAUAUGGGGCGACAGCAGCGAAGAGGACAUUGGGACUGGCGCGACCUUCAUACAUUCUUACCAGUGGGAUGACGAAGGCCAAAUAUGCACGCACGAUGUCGAGUCUCAAGCCCAGUGCUCGGCGGAACGUCAACCGAUGGGUUCCUUCGAUUUCGAUGGACUCCCUCACCUGCGCAGUUCCCGUUCUGUGCGUUCGGACUCUGGAGCCGUCGCCCCGUCACCCUCAAUGCCUCCCUAUGCUGCGUCCACCCCGCUCGCGCCUAGCCCUGCGCCGGGCGAGUCGGAAAAGCCCUCUCGUGUGCACUUCGCUGAUUCUGAGCCUGGUCGGGAACGCACCACGGCUCGUCGGCCGCAAGGGCAGCAGGACGCACCACCCAGCCUCUUUCGUCAGUUUCUUGGGGUCAUUCAGCAGAAGUGCGGGCCAAAGAACGUCGCAAUGCAGCUCCUCGGAUCGCGCAGUGCAACUUCCCCUUCGAUCAACGAGAAAGAGAGAAUGCCGGAGCCUCGGACGCCCGUGUCUAUCGGUCCUCUUUCCCCAUCCUCGACGCUCGCCCCACAGUCACCGAUUUGGCCCUCAUCAUGUAACGCCAACCCUCCGUCACCUACCUCGACGAUCACGACCACACUCAACUCGUCGGUUGUCGCACGACCUCAGACGAAGGCGACAUGGCAGGCGCGUGUGCGACGAAUGCUUGAAGUUCCGGCGUUUGCCUCGCCGCUGACCCCGGUGCUCAACCCGGUCGUGACGCGAGGGCAGUGGGAGAUCGUCGUCCGUAGUGCGUUUAUUGCGCUCGUGGUCAGCGCAGUUGUCGUCGGUGCGUUGGUCGCGGUGCCCGAGACCCGCGUCGUGCGGUGACUGUCGCGUUGUGAGAACGCGCGGAGAGGAUGGGACGCGGUGCCCCUGAUGUGUAUGCUGUCUGUUGUUUGUUGUCUGUUGUCCGUAUCCGUCAUGCACGUUGUCACUUGUUGUUUUUCAUUGUCUUACCGCACUCAUCACAUUGUUUUCCCCGCAUUCCCUUCAUCCCCGC
Trametes versicolor FP-101664 SS1 is the source of this 2773-nucleotide messenger RNA. RefSeq lists its product as uncharacterized. Bases 1 to 2601 code for a protein of 866 amino acids. NCBI's taxonomy places the organism in Eukaryota, Fungi, Basidiomycota, Agaricomycetes, Polyporales, Polyporaceae. The transcript has 6 exons. The record is from RefSeq and is a predicted model, not a curated record.